Lolium perenne is the source of this 971-nucleotide messenger RNA. RefSeq lists its product as uncharacterized. NCBI's taxonomy places the organism in Eukaryota, Viridiplantae, Streptophyta, Magnoliopsida, Poales, Poaceae. Gene Ontology annotation, molecular function: metal ion binding. The record is from RefSeq and is a predicted model, not a curated record.
GGUUUUGUAAGGGUGAUAGGAGUCCCAACCAAUGUGGGACAGUAGGUGAGCUGAUUUACGAAGUACAGUAUAUAUACGGGCUAAACCAGACAGGUUUUGUAGAUCUCACUGCUUCAGACAGCGUCUUGCUCUGUGUACGCAGGAGUCUUCGUCGAUCCCAUAGUCAAAGGGUGCCCAAGCUAGCUUGCCCACAAUGUCGAAGAAAAUAGUUAUAAGAGCUGACCUCAUCUGCACGAAGAGCACGAGCGAGAUCUUCGCAACUGUUGCCAAGAUCAAGGGGAUCAAGUCCAUCGCCACCGACCCGGAGAAGAACACGGUGACGGUGGUCGGCGCCGUAGACCCGGUACGCAUCGUGCAGCAGCUCAGGAAGGCGUGCUUCGCCGCCACCAUCGUCAGCGUCGAGGACGACAAGCCCCCGGAGAAGAAGACCCCCUGCCAGGAGGCCUGCGAGAAGGCCUGCAAGGAGCGGUGCGAGAAGCUCUGCAAGACCUGCGAGAAGGCUUGCAAGGAGAAGUGCGAGAAGGAUUGCAAGGACAAGUGCGACGACUGCGGGAAGACAUGCCAAGAGGCGUGCUGCAAGAUGUCCCGCUGCACGCCGGGCUGCUACUCCAGCCCCUGCGGCCUGCCGACCUGCCACUACUACAGCCACGGCUACGGCUACAGCUACGGCUACGGCGAGCCCGUGGUACCGCUGGGAUACGGCUGCUACUACGGGAGGCCAUUCUGAGUCCAGUAGCCAUGGAUUCACUCCAUUCUACAAGAUUCCGCUGGAGCGUAGGACGGCAGGAGUAUUAGAUUUCGCCGUGUGUAUUUCAGUAUUUUGUUCAUGCUCUGCUUCGGCGUUGUUGCCAAUUGCUUUUCGUACAGUGAUGUUUCACUUUACUCUGUAACAUGUCGGCUGCAGCAUGGUUUACUUAAGAUUUGAUGCUAUGAGCCAGGGAUUAUUCAGGUGCACCGUGCCUGUUAACUCU